CCUGCAAACAGCAAAUCAGGGGCUGGGGAGGCAGAGCAGCCGGCAAAUGCUGUCAAUAUACACAGUCCUGGGAGCAGAGCAUGCUGCAGAGCACACAGAGCAUGCAAGACGGCAUGCAACACAGCAGAGCGUGCAGCUGAGCUGAGUGGCCUGCGCACACGCAUUCUGCUGUGCAAACUUCAGGAGAAGCAACUUUCCUUCUAAGCAAGAGAGAGAACCUGCAGCAGCCUUCAUCUGACUGCCUGGAACCCCCAACCAGCAAAGCAGGGCAUGCAGAAGAGCCGAGACCGCUCUGCAAACUUCCUGAGAGUCAGCGAUAACCAGUGAGGACAUUGCGGCACCCCUCAUCUGAUUGUCUGGACUUUGCGACACCCCUCGUCCAAUUAUCUGAACUUUGCAGCACCCUGAUUACAUUACCUGGACUCUGCAGCACCCUGGUUUCAUUACCUGGACUCCGCAGCACCCCUAUUUGCAUUACCUGGAUCCUGCAGAAACAAUUACCUCAUUGCCAGCACCCCCUGUCAGCACGAAGGGGCUGGGGGCUGUGACGGGAGUAUAUUAGCCAGCUGCUGACAGAUACCACAAGAAGGCUCAUCCUCCUGCAGGCUGUUGGGCACAGACACACCAUCUAGGGGGCGUGGAGCUCCUAAAUUGUAAGCAGUGACAGUGACAACUCUUAUAUGGACUGAGAUGGCCUCUGAUCUGGCUAUGAGCGCAGAGUUGCCUAACAGCCCUCUUGCCAUCGAGUACGUCAACGAUUUUGAUCUGAUGAAAUUUGAGGUCAAGAAGGAACCCCCAGAAGCUGAGAGGUUCUGCCACCGCCUGCCGCCCGGAUCAUUGUCUUCCACUCCUAUCAGUACCCCUUGUUCUUCGGUGCCCUCCUCGCCCAGCUUCUGCGCCCCAAGCCCUGGGGCACAACCUAACGUCAACCCCAACAACCCCAACACUGCCAAUAAACCCCAACUGGAGGACCUGUACUGGAUGUCUAAUUAUCAGCACCACAUCAACCCUGAAGCCCUCAACUUGACUCCUGAAGAUGCCGUGGAGGCUUUGAUAGGAAACCCACAUCACCACCAUCAUCAAGGCUAUGACGGCUUCAGGGGUCAGCACUACCCUGGGGAUGAGAUGGCGCCAUCGGGUCACCACCACCAGGUCCAUCAUCAUCUGCACAACCACAACCACCACCACCUAAGGCUGGAAGAAAGGUUCUCCGAUGAGCAGCUUGUCAGCAUGUCCGUGAGAGAGCUCAACCGACAGCUGAGGGGCUUCAGCAAGGAAGAGGUCAUACGUCUUAAGCAGAAGCGAAGGACCUUAAAGAACAGGGGCUAUGCCCAGUCCUGCAGGUACAAAAGGGUGCAGCAGAGGCACAUCCUGGAGACAGAGAAGUGUCAGCUCCAGAGCCAAGUGGAACAACUCAAGCAAGAGGUGUCCCGACUGGCCAAGGAGAGGGAUCUAUACAAAGACAAAUAUGAGAAGCUGGCCAGCAGAAGCUUCACAGCCAGAGAGUCCCCGCAACAGACCAACCCUGGCAAAGGCUCUGCAGACUUCUUCAUGUGAACUUUGUGCCCUCACCCUGACCUCCCAGACCCCCUGUACAUAGAGGUAAAGAACUUGUAGCCAAAUACAGUAAAUUCUACAUUAUUUAUUGACUGUAUGCAGCACCGCAUUUACUCCACCACCACCUUAUAUUGGGACAGAUCGAAGUCUUAGAGAGAUUUCCGAGCUCCUCGUCACGAAGUGACCGCUCAAUCUUACACUGAUUUGUAUAUAGGACGGAACCGAGAUGGACAGUUUUUUUUUUUUUUAGGCUGGAGGGGGUGAGUUAUGUCCCCUCUAUCACUGGACUGCUUUUUGAGCCAGAAAUUAAGUCUUAAUUUUUUGUUGUUGUUGUGCGUCACACCCAAGUCCGAAACCGUGAAGAGCAAUACCAGAACAUCAUCGAAGAAGAUCCCACCGCAACGCUUAAGGCCCGGGAACAUCCCAUCCUGUGAGACGCCACUGAAGGAACUCAACCAAAACGGCAAUUUCUAAGGGUAUUCAUACAAAAAAACUUGACUUUUUAGCAAAAUCCUGCAUGCAGGUCAUGUAUGGCAAUGUGAGGUCCCCUUUUCUACUAGACAAGGAUGCAUGACAAUGUAGAUUGUACCAUUCGUAUGUCUUUCUUUUCUCCUCAGCUUGUUUACUUCUGGGUUCACAAACCUUUUCUGUUUUUUUUUUUUUGUUUAGUUUUUUUUUCCUUCUGGGAAAACUGUGCAUCUUGUAAGUGAUCCAGACACUCGAAAGUCUUAACUCCCUUCCUUGGACUCAUAAUCUUAAAAUGCCAGUCAGGAAACAAGAAAUACUUUAAAAAAAAAAAAAAACACACAAAAAAAAACAUUGUGGGACAAAAAUGUCAAAAAUUUCACUAAAGAUUUCUUAAGACUUAAAAAAAAAAAAAAAAGUUGGGAUGAGCGUAUGAACAGUUUUUACUCCCAUACUCCCCUUUCCCUUGUCUAUAUUUUAUUAUUUAAAUCGAACCUGAGCCAGACA
Bufo bufo (common toad) is the source of this 2529-nucleotide messenger RNA. It is a transcript of the gene MAFA, whose product is annotated as MAF bZIP transcription factor A. Bases 691 to 1557 code for a protein of 288 amino acids. Lineage: Eukaryota; Metazoa; Chordata; Amphibia; Anura; Bufonidae. The transcript has a single exon. Gene Ontology annotation, cellular component: nucleus. Gene Ontology annotation, biological process: regulation of transcription by RNA polymerase II; retinal rod cell development. The record is from RefSeq and is a predicted model, not a curated record. Gene Ontology annotation, molecular function: RNA polymerase II cis-regulatory region sequence-specific DNA binding; DNA-binding transcription factor activity, RNA polymerase II-specific.